GUGAAGUGAGAGCAGACUUAAAAAAUUUGAACUUUGUUGUACAUAAAACCGGUGGAAAAGAUAAUAUCUGAAACUGUUAUUUAUAUGUUUACGUCUUUAAUUUUCGUGAAACAUUUGCUUUAUAUGAUAUUAGCUUAUAAGGGUUGAAUGAUAUCUGCUGUAAUGGGGGUUAUUUAAAAGUAAACCCUGGAACGUCCGCUAUUUAAUCACCAUGAUUUAUUUUCUUACGAAUUUUUGUUGAAGUAAUUUUUUCGCUUGUAAAAUGAUGAAUAUGAUAAGUAUAACUGCUGAAGCUCUAGGAUGGGCAUUCGAGUAUACGUUAUCAUUAUUACAAAAAUUCUUACAUGUAAAUUAUUGCAUCGUUGAAUUUGUGAUUAAAAUUUGUCAUAGCCUAAUGCAAGUUGCUUCCGAGGUACUACUAUGCAUAUGGGAUGUACUAUAUUGUUACUACUGUGAUUUUAGAGCAUUUUCUUCGGAAUUUACUGCUGGUGUAUACUUUAUAGCAAAACUGAUAUUUGAUAUUUUAUCAAGUUCUGUGUCUCAUAUAUAUACUUUUGUAGGCUAUUUAAUGGAAAUACUGAGUUUGAUACAGUUAAAAAUAUUGACAGCUACAAACUUUAUUGUAUAUUAUACAUCACAGAUCACUGAAAACCUGGUGUACUGCAUUCAGUUACUGUUUGCUGCUACAUUGUUACUUCUUCAACUGGGACCUAAUUUAUUAAUGCUUUUUUAUGAAGGACUUUUAUUAUGUUGUAAAUCCAUGUUGACAGGGUUAAAAUAUGCUGCUUGUUCAGUAUUUCACCAUUUAUGUGUAUUUCAACUUCAGUGGUUCAAUGCAGUAUUUAGUAUUCCUGCCCAGGCCUAUGUUGGCCUUUUCAUGCUUUCAGUAUUAUUUUAUUUCUACAAAUCGAUUAAACCUUUCUUACAGUCAUAUUUUAUUUUACUCACAGCAUUUAGUAUGCAUCUGUUUCAGAAAAUGUACUACUGCAUUUUUAUAAUUUUUACUUAUUUCUCUAGAAUUGCAUUGAAAAUAAAAGCAAUGUAUGGAAUAUUUAUUCCAUGGAGAAAUGUUCAAGAUUCUGAAAUAUUUCAACAACCUUCCACUAGUCAUACAUUAAACUACCAGCCAAAAAGAAUAAGUGCAUUUUAUAAAUAUAUAAGCAGGAAGAACUUUAAAUUAAAAAUACCUUUUUAUAAAAUAGAAGAUGAUUACAUGGAUCAACAGUUAGAGUAUUUAAAAAGAGAAUUGUCUGCGGAAAAGGAAAAGCAUCUCUGUGUAGUUUGCCAUGAUAGUGAAAAAAAUGUCAUUUUAUUUCCUUGCAGACAUAUGUGUAUGUGCGAGAGCUGUACUUUAGCCCUUCAGUCUUCUUUUCAAGGUUGUCCUCUUUGUCGGCGACAAAUUUUAAGUGUCUCCCAAGUGUAUACAUGAUGUUUUUUCAGUAAAAUUUAUAAAUAAAUCAUUAUGAAUUAAUUUUUUUAAGUACUUUUGCAUUAAUGCAUGUUUUCCUUAAGCUAACUAAGCUUUUUCGGAGAGAGGAAAGUUUAAAAAAUGUUAAAAUAAAGAUUGUAAAACUA
Stegodyphus dumicola is the source of this 1575-nucleotide messenger RNA. RefSeq lists its product as uncharacterized. Lineage: Eukaryota; Metazoa; Arthropoda; Arachnida; Araneae; Eresidae. The record is from RefSeq and is a predicted model, not a curated record.